This is a messenger RNA of Suillus plorans, 573 nucleotides long. RefSeq names its product ribonuclease H-like domain-containing protein. The record is from RefSeq and is a predicted model, not a curated record. The transcript is spliced from 5 exons. Lineage: Eukaryota; Fungi; Basidiomycota; Agaricomycetes; Boletales; Suillaceae. Bases 1 to 573 code for a protein of 190 amino acids.
AUGGGCCCAUGGUCCGCUGGCCCGUAUCAUACGGGAUAUUAUGCACUGCUCCCGGUUGUUGAACUGCUGUGCGAUGAGCCCACACGUUGGGACUUGACCUACAUCAUUCUUAAUCGCUUAAGAACACUUCGGCAGGCUGUUGACGACUUCCUUGAUGAUAAUGAUCAAAGGGCUAUAUUCCAUCUGAAGUUAGAGCCAGUGGAAUGGCAAAUUUUGCAAGAUCUUGAGGUGGUCCUAGAGGCACCGCAUGCCAUUCAGCAAAGCAUGUCUAGCGAAAGCACGCCUGUGCUAAGUUGUACCAUUCCAGCUUUCGAAAGGUUGGUCAAAAAGUGGAAGGACUUGGCACAGCGCUUUGCGCACUUGGCACCUUUUGUCGCCAUUGGUUUAACUUGGACUGAUAAAUACCAUGACCGGAUGAACCACACAGGAGCAUAUGGAGUCGCCAUGUUCGUUGAUCCUGCGAUUCGUAUGUCUUGGAUGAAUGAUAAUUGGGACAUGGUCCGAGUCAACAAGGCCAGGGAUUAUAUUCUCGAACUGGUGCGUUUAUUUACCCUCAUAAAAGUGCAACUUUGA